Molecule: messenger RNA, 4284 nt
Organism: Chanos chanos (milkfish)
Lineage: Eukaryota; Metazoa; Chordata; Actinopteri; Gonorynchiformes; Chanidae
Product: NACHT, LRR and PYD domains-containing protein 3-like
Exons: 17
Coding region: 1-4284 (1427 amino acids)
Molecular function (GO): protein binding
Source: RefSeq, a predicted model, not a curated record
AUGAGUCUCUCUAAAGACAGUGAGACAAGGGGCUUGGACCCCAGAACAGGCAUCUCUACAGAACAUGAUAAUGUCAGUGUUCAUCAGGAGAGAUCACGAUCACCUGAUCCUAGCUGUGUGUCCAUGAAGAGUGACAAUUCAAAAGAGGGGCUUCCACCGCUCUUCAGUGAAACCAGUCCAUCUGAACCAGGAAUAACUACACUGAGCAGACUUGAGGAACAGAUUAUUUACUUGGUAAAGAAUGAGCUGAAGCGAUUCUGGACCAUUCUGAAUCCAGGUCGUAUAAAAUGCUCUGAGCGUGAAUCUGGGAAAAAGGAAAAUCAGAUCAGUAUCAGAGAAGAAACUCUGAACAUAACUCUGCAUGUCCUCAGGAACAUGAACGAGAAUGAUCUUGCUGACAUACUGGAGGAAACUGAGCCGCUUUUGGCUUGUCGACACAUCCUCAAAUCAAACCUGAAGAAUAAGUAUCAAUGUGUGUCUGAGGGAAUAGCAAAACAAGGAAACUCAACACUUCUCAACAAGAUCUACACAGAGCUCUACAUCACAGAGGGUGGAAGUGGAGAGGUCAAUAAUGAACAUGAGGUGAGACAGAUUGAAAGAGCAUCCAGGAGACCAGCAACAGAAGAAACACCAAUACAAUGCAAUGACAUCUUUAAACCCUUACCUGGAGAAGACAAACCCAUCAGAACUGUGCUGACAAAGGGAGUAGCUGGUAUUGGAAAAACAGUCUCCGUUCAGAAGUUCAUCCUGGACUGGUCAGAAGGAAAAUCAAAUCAAGAUCUCCGCUUCAUGUUUCCACUUCCAUUUCGAGAGCUUAACUUGAUAAAAGGGAAAAAACUCAGUCUGACUGAGAUGCUUCAUCUUUUCUACCCAGAGACAAAGGAACUCGUCUUCACCCAGAGUGACAAACAUAAAAUAGCGUUCAUUUUUGAUGGACUUGAUGAAUGUCGAAUACCUCUGGAUUUCCAGAGUAGUGAGAGAUUGUGUAAUGCAACAGAGCCAGCCUCUGUAGAUGUUCUCCUGACAAACCUCAUCAAGGGAAAUCUUCUUCCCUCUGCUCUCCUUUGGAUAACCUCCCGCCCAGCUUCGGCCAAUCAAAUGCCUCCAGAAUGUGUUGACCGGGUGACAGAGAUACGAGGGUUUAACGACACGCAGAAGGAGGAGUACAUCAGAAAGAGAGUCAGUGACCAAAACCUGGCAGACAAAAUCAUCACUCAUGUAAAGUCAUCAAGGAGCCUCUACAUCAUGUGCCACAUACCAGUUUUUUGUUGGAUUUCAUCUACUGUUCUAGAAAGAAUGUUGGGUGAAGCAUAUAGUGGACAGAUCCCAAAGACUCUCACAAACAUGUACACACACUUCCUGAGGUAUCAGAUGAAUCAAAGGAAUCGAAAAUAUGAUGAAAAUUUUCAAAUGCAUCAAAGUGUUCUUUUGCUGGGGAAGCUGGCAUUUGAGCAUUUGGAGAAGGGACACUUGGUCUUCUAUGAAAAUGAUCUGAAGGAGUGUGGCAUUGAUAUAACUGAUGCUUCAGUCUACUCGGGUGUGUUCACGCAGAUCUUUAGGGAGGAGUCAGGUCUGCACCAGGAGACUGUGUACAGCUUUGUGCACUUGAGCAUUCAAGAGUUUCUUGCAGCUUUAUAUGUGUUCCUGAUGUUCAUCAAUGAUGAUAAAAAUGUCCUAUGUUCUGAGGAAGCAAUUAAAACAAACCCUGCAAUGACAUCCCAAGGUAUGUCUGUGACUGAUGUACACAAGAGUGCAGUGGACAAAACCUUAGCAAGUAACAAUGGACAUCUUGAUCUUUUCCUGCGCUUCCUUCUGGGCCUUUCACUGGAAUCCAAUCACGCUUUGCUUCAUGAACUACUGACACCAAGAGGAAGAAUUUCACAGAAUAAAGAUGAAACAGUCAAGUACAUCAAGAAAAAAUUCACAGAGGAGCUCUCUCAAGAGAGAUCUAUAAAUUUGCUCCACUGUCUGAAUGAACUCAAUGAUCAUUCUUUGGUCGAGCAAAUCCAAAGUUACCUGCGAUCUGGACGUUUGCCCAAAACUGACCUCUCUCCUGCACAGUGGUCAGCUCUGGUCUUUGUGUUGCUGACAUCACAGGAGAAGCUGGAUGUGUUUGACCUAAAGAGGUUCAUCAGAUCAGAUGAGUGUCUUCUGAGGCUCCUGCCAGUGGUCAAAGUCUCCAGAACAGCUCUGCUCAGUAACUGUAACCUCACUGAACAGACCUGUAAAGCACUGGCAUCAGUUCUGGACUCUGAGAUUUCUAGUCUGAGAGAACUUGAUCUGAGUAACAAUUCACUGGGGGACUCAGGAGUGGAUCUGCUCUGUGCUGGACUGAAGAAUCCACACUGUAAACUGGAGAGUCUGAGGUUGGCGUGUUGCGAUAUAACAGAUGAGGGCUGUUCGGCUCUGGCUUCAGUUCUCAGCUUAGAGCCCUCACAUCUGAGAGAGCUGGAUCUGAGCUACAAUAAUAUUGGACGCAAAGGAGCAAAACUGCUCUCUGCUGCACUGACCAAACCACAGUGUAACUUAGAGCUGCUUAAGCUGUCAGACUGCAGUAUUACACAGGAUGGCUGUGCUGCUUUGGCUUCAGCUUUGAACUCCAAUCCCACACACCUGAGAGAACUGGAUCUGAGCUAUAAUAAAGCAGGAGACACAGGACUGAAGCUGCUCUCUACUCUACUUAAGGAUCAAAAGUGUGAACUGGACACACUAAAAUUGUCAGACUGCAGUAUUACAGAGGAAGGCUGUGCUGCUCUGUCUUCAGCUCUGGAUUCAAACCCUUCACACCUGAGAGAACUUGAUCUGAGUUGGAAUAAACCAGGGGAUUCAGGAAUAAAAGCUCUCUCCGCUGUACUGAAAAAAACAAGUUGUAAACUGGAGAUACUUAGACUGCUAGACUGCAGUCUAACAGAGAAAGGCUGUGUUGCUCUGGCUUCAGCUCUGAGCUCAAACCCCUCACACCUGAGAGAGCUGGAUUUGAACAACAACAAACCAGGAGAUUCAGGAGUGAAAUUGGUCUCUAGUGCACUGCUUAAUCCAAACUGUAAACUAGAGACACUGAAAUUGUCUAACUGUAGAAUAACAUUGGAGGGUUUUGCUGCUUUGGCCUCAGCUCUGAGUUCAAACCUUUCACACUUAAGAGAGCUGGAUCUGAGCUGGAAUAGUUCAGGAGACUCAGGAGUAAAGAUGCUCUCUGUUGUACUGAGAGAUCCACAAUGUAAACUAGAGAAACUAAGACUGUGUAGCUGCAGAAUAAAAGAGGAUGGCUGUGUGGCCCUGGCUUCAGCUCUGGGUUCAAACCCCUCACACCUGAGAGAACUGGAUCUGAGCUUGAAUAAAGUGGGAGAUUUAGGAGCAAAGCAGCUCUCUGCCCCACUGAAAAAUUCACUUUGUAAACUGGAGAAACUGAGAUUGUAUUACUGCUGUAUAACAGAGGAAGGCUUUGCUGCUCUGGCUAAAAGUCUUAGCUCAAACCCCUCACAUCUUCGAGAGCUGGAUCUGAGUUACGGUAAAUCAGGAGCCACAGGAGCAAAUCUGCUCUCUGGUGUUCUGAAAAAUCCACAGUGUAACCUGGAAUCACUAAGAUUGUCAGAUUGCAGUAUGACAGAGGAAAGCUGUGCUCCUCUGGCUUCAGCUUUGAGGUCAAACCCCUCACACCUGAAAGAAUUAGAUCUGUCCAGGAAUGAACUUGGAGGCUCUGGGGCAAAAUCGCUAGCUGAGCUACUGAAAUAUAAACAGUUUAAACUGGAGAAACUGAAGUUGUCAUAUUGCAGUGUGUCAGAGGAGGGCUGUGCUGCUCUAGCCUCAGCCCUGGGAUCAAACCAUACACACCUUAAAGAGCUGGACCUAAGCCACAAUACACUGGGAAACUCAGGAGUGAAACUUCUCUCUGCUGUUCUUAAGAACUUGCACUGUAAACUGGUUCAUUUGAGGCUGUCAGGAUGUGGUAUAACAGAGGAAGGCUGUGCUGUUCUGGCUUCAGUCCUGGGAUCAAAACCCUCACAUCUGAGAGAACUGGAUCUGAGCAACAAUACAUUUCAUGACUCAGGAGUGAAACUACUUUCUGAUUUCUUGAAAAAUCCAAACUGUAAACUGGAGGAUCUAUGGCUGUGCAACUGUUCCAUUACAGCUGAAGGUUUUUCUUUCCUAGCAUUGGCUCUAAAGUCAAACCCCUCAGCUGUGAGGAAACUUGUCCUACAUGACAAUCAGCCAGGAAAUACAAAAGUGAAUCUGCUCUCGAUUCUGCAAGAGGAUCCUCAUUGUGCACUUGAGACAGUGCAGUGA